ACUCACUCCAGCGCUUACAUUUCUCACGAGCGCGUCUCCUGCUCUUAUUGCGCCGCAUCAGACGCUGCAGUUAACGCAUCUCAUUCUAGGUACAGGCAAACAAAGGCCAGAAAAACAGUGACACUUUACCCAAAGAUACGCGUGAGACUAGAUCGCCUACGCGUUCCAGAUCUUUUCUGCGUGUCUCGCGCUCGGACGCUCCAGACGCGAGCGCGCGUUUUUGCACUGCCUUCGCGCAUCCAGGAGUCUUAAAUCUGGCGGCGAGGACCCGGAGAUGAGCCUGCUGUGGUGGGGGUUCGGUUGGGUUCCGGUGCUGCUCGCGCUUUGGAGGCCCGGAGCCGCUUGCCCCGAGCUCUGCACGUGCAGUGGCGUGCGGAUCUCCUGCGUGGACUUGGAGCGUAGUAUCAAGGCUUUUCCCAUGCUGCAAUCCGAGGCAGAGAUGGAGAACAUCACGGACAUAUACAUUGCAAAUCAAAGCAAUUUUACUUCUAUUAAUGAAAAGGAUCUCAUCUUAUACCACAACCUGAGAAACCUAACAGUAACAAACACAAGGCUCACAUAUAUUUACCGGGAGGCCUUUGAGAACAACCAGAAACUUCAGUAUCUAAAUCUCAAGGAAAACAAUCUGUCAUAUCUGUCGUGGAGGACUUUUCGGCAUUUAAACAUCUCAUAUCUAUUGCUAGCAGGUAACCCUUUGCAAUGCUCAUGUGAAAAUGUCUGGUUAAAGCAGUGGAGAGGAGAGGAGGCGGAAGAGCUGCUGUGUGUUCUGGAGGGAGGGAAUAGGAGAUCCCUUUCCACGCUUACACUGCCCAACUGUGUUCUCCCCACUGUGAGUCUCAGACCCUCUAAGAUCACCAUGUUGGAAGAGUUAAAUGUGACGCUGACAUGCAAUACAUCAGGAACGCCCACACCCAGUCUGAACUGGAACACCUGCAAACUAAAUUCCCGAUACGAGCUCAAACGCUCGGGUCAGAUGUCAGAGCUGAAGCUCCUGGAUGUCUCUUUCCUGGACAAUGGAUGCAAAAUAGCCUGCACAUCUGAUAACAUGGUGGGAGAGUCUGAGGCCUCUCUGCAUCUGGACAUACUGUUUCCUCCUGUAAUUAGAAAGCUGAUGGAUGCUAUCUCAGACCACCACUGGUGCAUUCCCUUCAGUGUGUCGGGCAACCCAGAGCCGAAACUUAGCUGGUUGUUAAAUGGUCAACCAGUGGACGAGGGACGCUUCAUUCGAACCAUGAUCCACGAUUACUCAGAAGGCGAAUACCAUGGUUGCUUACAGCUGGACAGCCCAACGCACAUCAACAAUGGACAAUACACACUGCUGGCUAGUAAUGUGUACGGAGAGGACAGCAAGGACAUUUUUGCUCAUUUCAUGCAUGAGCCGUGGAAUGAAUCGGUUACUGAUCCAGUGUAUUACGAUCCCACAACAGAUGACACUCCUCUUGGACAACCUAAGGAUAAAGUUGCUGUGUAUGUGGUCGUGGGAAUCGCUGCGGUCACAUUCACAGGCUUCAUCUUGAUGCUUGUCAUUCUGAAGUUUGGACGCAACUCAAAAUUUGGAAUCAAAGGUCCGUCCUCAGUCAUCAGUAAUGAUGAUGACUCUGCCAGCCCUCUUCAUCACGUGUCCAACGGAUCAAACACACCUUCGUCCUCUGACAUAAAUGCAGAAGCCGUCAUCAUCGGCAUGACCAAGAUACCCGUCAUAGAGAACCCACAGUACUUCCGCAGCACCAGCGGCCUUCUCAAAUCUGACACCUUUGUUCAACACAUUAAGAGACACAACAUUGUGCUGAAGAGAGAACUUGGUGAAGGAGCUUUCGGAAAAGUCUUCUUGGCAGAAUGCUACAACCUGUCGACAGACCAGGAGAACAUUUUAGUUGCUGUGAAGACUUUGAAGGAGGCCAGUGAGAAUGCCAGGAAGGACUUUCAUCGUGAAGCCGAGCUGUUGACUAACCUUCAACACGAGCACAUUGUCACGUUCUAUGGUGUGUGUGUGGAGUGCAACCCCCUUAUUAUGGUAUUCGAGUACAUGAAGCACGGCGAUCUCAAUAAGUUCCUCAGGGCUCAUGGACCUGAUGCUGUCCUGAUGGCUGAUGGACAGAUCCAGCAACAGGCAGAGCUCACGCAGUCUCAGAUGCUCCAUAUUGCGCAGCAGAUCGCAGCGGGCAUGGUAUAUUUGGCCUCCCAGCACUUCGUUCACAGAGACCUGGCCACACGAAACUGCCUUGUCGGAGAAAACCUCCUGGUAAAGAUUGGGGACUUUGGAAUGUCCCGAGAUGUUUACAGCACAGAUUACUAUCGGGUUGGAGGUCACACCAUGCUGCCAAUUCGUUGGAUGCCACCAGAAAGUAUAAUGUACAGGAAGUUCACCACAGAGAGUGACGUCUGGAGUCUGGGAGUGGUGCUGUGGGAAAUCUUUACCUAUGGGAAACAGCCCUGGUACCAGCUUUCAAAUAAUGAGGUUAUUGAGUGUAUCACCCAAGGACGUGUACUGCAGCGACCCCGAACCUGUCUUAAGGAGGUGUAUGACUUGAUGCUAGGAUGUUGGCUGAGAGAGCCACACACCCGGCUCAACAUCAAAGAGAUCCACAACCUGCUUCUCAACCUGGCAAAGGCAUCACCUGUGUACCUGGACAUCCUAGGAUAAGAGAGCACGCGUUAUAUAUGUGGGACUGCACAUGGAUACCUAAACCUGCCCUCCUCUUGCUUAUCCAUCCCAUCAUUCUUUUCUUCUCCAGCUUUAAGACUUUGUUUUUUCUUUUCCGUACCCAACACCUGUCUUCACAAUGUAAAUGUCUAGAUAGAUCAGCAACAGGAUCUUGUCUGUUUACAUUAUGACUACGUAUUAUUUAUUUCCGAACAAAAAACGCAGGAAUGACAAUGCGCACUGACAACGGUUUAUGCGCACCAAGAACAAAAUUUCACACAGGUUGACCUUCCUCAACUUCUGGACCAAGUGAACUCAACUGCAUACUCAGUCAUUACAUUGGUCGAACAAGCGAAUCGAAUUUCGACACUGGAUUUAAUGUCCAACAUUCAGGAGCAUAAUGAGAGGGAAAAAACAGCUUUUUUUCUGCCCACUGGAAUCUUGUCAGCACACAGCUAUUGUAUUUCUUGUACAAUAUCAUAUAAAUGUCAUGUAGUACAAGGCAAAGGUUUGGACACAUCAACUCUUCAUUCGCAAGUCAUUUCCAUAUUUUAGGAUAAAGGACUUUAAAACUAUCAAAUAACACAAAUGUAAUUAUUGUAAUUAUUAUAGUAACAUGUCAAAUCAAAAUUUCAGUCUUAAUGUAUAUCUGUGUUCUUCAUUCUGGGAAUGUAGGCAUAGUUUAUUGCUUUUUAUUUAUAGAUAUUUAUUUAUUUGCGAACAAGUCUUUGGAUGAAAAGACGUUUUAAGAUAAAGAGAAAGUGUGUCCAAACCUUUGACAGGUAGUGUACAUCUGAUUCUGAACAUCAUGAUAGUCAUUGGCAAAUCGCGAGUGCUGUAUACAGUAUAUAUUCAUAUGACGUAUGUGUUGCUAAAUCUGGGUGUUUAAUUGUAAGCUUUUGGACUCUGACCAAGCAAAUCUGAAAUGACAGAGUGACCCACUAAAAUGUAAAAAUUUCUGUUCUGCUCUCAACACUACAUGCACCAUAGAGGGCUAAAUGGAGUCAUUUGAAAAAAGGCCAAACCUCAAUACUGUCAGUGUGCAUUUACUACAGGAGCUUAAUUAGGUAGAGUGGCCGAUUAUGGCGAGGGCUGAGUUACAGCCUCUUUCCGUCUUUCUCAUUCGCCGUGUUUUACUACUAAGUUGAAGCUCUAAUGUAGUACUCAAGCUUUGGGUCACACAACUGCUAUGGUGUAAUAUAUAUUUCAUAACAGGACAAAUGCCUACUAUUAGCACCAACUCCCUAUAGACUCAUAUAGACUGUCAGAUGAGGGAAGGGAAAAGAGAGAGAAAGAGACGGCGAGAAAGAGAUGUAAAUGCGUAAGCUACAUUCAUUUUCGUUUUAUUGUAUUUAAAACACAGAAUCAGCUUUAUCACUACUGAGGCUUUAUCCAGACGUCCUUUUGUUUGCAUUGAUAUGUAUUAUUUAACUGUCAAUCUUCACUCCUAUGUGAAACUUUGCACACUGCAUUCAAUGCCACAAUGAAUCGACCAAAUUUCGAAGCUGGCUAAAAAUGUUCACAAAUGCAAACUGUGGCUCAUCAGUUUUAUUUCAAGUCAAGUCAACUUUAUUUAUAUAGCACUUCUUCCAAUUUUCAUUGUUACAAAGCCGCUGUAUAUGAAACAUUAACUUUUAAUUGUAAUUUUAGGUUUGAUUAUUUAUAAAGAAGGAUUUUAUUUUGUAGUUCAGGUGUUUGACUUGACUAUUUUAUUUAUAUAAAAUGAAUUACUGAUGUUAUUUUUAUAUUUGGUUGGGGUUGAAUGUAGAUUUUUCUUGGGUAGAGUGUUCUUAAUUGGGAAGAAUUGAUAAAAAAGUCUGUUAUGUAUUGAUUUUAUGGUUUAAUCUCACAAACAUAAAACCACUUAUGACCUGCAUAAUUUAGCAAAAAAUCUAUCAAUCGACCAACAAACAAAAUCAAGCCAACCAGCAAACAAACAAAUCACAUUUCUAUGGAAAUACAUUUUUUUGCAUCGUGAUUUUUCUUGUAUUGUGACAUUGUAUUCAUGACAAUUAAGCACAUUUUCUUCCCAAAUUCCAACUGUAAUGCUAACCUGGAUGUUGUACUUUCAAGUUUGUUUGUUUUUUUGCAGGUAUGCAAAUUUUCAUUAUGCAGAUUGUCAUUACUCCUGUACAGUAUUUCUUAGUAAAACAAUAACUACAACUUUUCACACUACAGUAAUAAUAAUUUGUGCUUAUUUGUCAUAGAAAUAAUGUUGUAAUAAAAAAUCCCUAUGAUCCUAAAAAUAGGCUUUAAAAAAAUAUAUUUUCUUAUUUCUAUUGUUUUGGGGGUGAUAUGCUGGGAACGUACCAAAAUUCAUUUGAACAAAGUAGAUACAGAUUUGGAGGAGUUCUCGGGUGGUUUGGGAUAGCUUACACAAAUAUCCACAAGCGUCCUGUGACGGAACAAUGAACUGUGACUGCAUACUUGACAAGCUCUUUUAAACAAAUGUACAGAACCUCUUCUGGUAUUUCAGAAUGCUUAUAAGCUAAAUUACUGUCCAUCUGCAGGUAUCUACAGAAUUUAAUUCAGUGUUCUUAAGAGACCCCUUUCCUUCUCUUAAUACAUUUUCUGACAGCUGGGAAAGGUGUUCUUGACACAGUCCGGAAAAAAAGCUAAAUUGAAUUACAAUAAAGUAUCAAAUAGUGUGUGAUUUCUUUUAUGGAGCUAUACAGUUAUCCUCUCGUCUACAAACGUACAAUCAAACAUUCUUGUCUGUAUGGUUUCUAUAUCUAUACAGUGACAUUCUCUGAAAAAUGAGGAUGAGUCAGAUGUCCUACAUUGUAUUUAAUAAAAGUAUAAUGUCUU
This is a messenger RNA of Triplophysa rosa, 5452 nucleotides long. It is a transcript of the gene ntrk2a, whose product is annotated as neurotrophic tyrosine kinase, receptor, type 2a. Gene Ontology annotation, biological process: cell surface receptor protein tyrosine kinase signaling pathway; multicellular organism development; protein phosphorylation. Bases 275 to 2644 code for a protein of 789 amino acids. The transcript is spliced from 18 exons. Gene Ontology annotation, cellular component: signaling receptor complex; axon; plasma membrane. Gene Ontology annotation, molecular function: ATP binding; brain-derived neurotrophic factor binding; brain-derived neurotrophic factor receptor activity. NCBI's taxonomy places the organism in Eukaryota, Metazoa, Chordata, Actinopteri, Cypriniformes, Nemacheilidae. The record is from RefSeq and is a predicted model, not a curated record.